Dendroctonus ponderosae (mountain pine beetle) is the source of this 2492-nucleotide messenger RNA. It is a transcript of the gene Zw10, whose product is annotated as centromere/kinetochore protein zw10 homolog. The coding region runs from base 142 to 2241 and encodes 699 amino acids. The record is from RefSeq and is a predicted model, not a curated record. Lineage: Eukaryota; Metazoa; Arthropoda; Insecta; Coleoptera; Curculionidae. Gene Ontology annotation, biological process: mitotic spindle assembly checkpoint signaling; endoplasmic reticulum to Golgi vesicle-mediated transport. Gene Ontology annotation, cellular component: RZZ complex. The transcript has 5 exons.
AAACGUCAGAACACAGCUGAUCUUUGUUUUGAUGGCUGUUAAUUUAUUUUAGUGUCUGUGUGAGUGAAUGUAAAUAUUUUCAGUUUAUGUGUUUUCUUUAAAAUCUUAGUACAUUCAGUACAUUUUCCAAUUGCUUUAAUCAUGAGUCUCGUCGCUAAUAUUUUACAGGGCGCUUCUAAAGUAGACUUGGAUGUUAUUAAUCGGAAUAUUCCAAGCAUAAGAAAAGAUAUGGAUGUUCUGAAAAAAGAUGUUGUGGAACAUGUAGAAAAUGUGCAUGUUAAAUACAGCCAGAAAAGUAAAUUGAACAAUGCCCGACUGAAUGAACUGUUAAGAUAUCAACAGACCUUAGAGGAAUUAAAGAAUAAAGGCGAGUUAGUACUGAACACAGACCUGAAUAAUGCUGAGAAGGAACUCUCCAACAACAUGAACGAGCUGAAGGUCACUGCUUAUAAGCUGCAAGUCUUACUUAGGGUGCAAUCAAUACUAAAGUUACUUGAUAAAUUUAAUGAUGAUCUUGGGCGUUUGCACUAUGUAAAUUGUGUCCAUUCUAUAAAAGCAUUAAAUGGUAUUUUCGAGGCUAUUCCGACAGAUGAAUAUCUAGAAGCUUUGUACACUCUGAAAGGAGCGGUGGCUGACAAACAGAACAUAUUAAUUGAAAGGUUGCAAACUGAAUUUUCUGAUAACAUUGAUUUGCAACACGAGAACUCGACUACAACAUUAAGAAUUAGAAAAGAGAAUGAGGAAAUGAAAAAUAUUAUUUCUGCAUUGGGCUGUUACUCUGAGUGCCUAGAACCUUUACAUUGUUUAGCCAGAAAGCUGUGGGAGGAUAUUUUUAUUCCCAUUGUGAAUGAAAACUUAAUAUUGGAAGAAAAAGAAGAUGAUAUGUUCGCUUCGUUGGUUCUCUGUUCCCAAUCCAAGGAAAAGACAAAUUAUUCAAUAGUAUUUGACAAUCUGGAGAUAGUUUUAAAAUUCUUAACAGUCAAUUUUACUUAUAAUAUAUCAGAAUCUAAGACUGCCUUGGAGUAUAUUGGCGGCGAUUUUAAUGAUAAUCUGUCUGAGUUGAUUGUAAAAAAUUGUUUGAGAGACACCAUACCUUCAAACGUGGAUGAACUGCAGAGGUACAACGUGAUAAUUGAUGCCACUGAGAAAUUGGAAAAAGCACUAUUAAAAUCUAAUAUUUUCACUACACAAACAGCUUCAAUUCUUGAGUAUGUUAACAAUGUGGACGUGCUGUUCAUUGAUAAAAUGUGUGCAGGAUACUCCAUGAAGGCCAAGGAAAUUAUGAAAAAGGAUUUGCAUGAUAUAACGGAAGUUGGUGUACCAUAUAAUCCUGAGUACCCUCUAGGUUGUGAUGAAAACUUUCCACAAUCUUCGAUUUCGAAAAACGUUGAAGAGUUAGUGAAUCUUUGCGUUGAACUACUGGAAAAAGCCGCUGUGGCUUCACCAGGCUGCAGUGCCAUACUAUUUACCAACGUCUUAAAUAUUUUGUCGACAUAUUGCGCUUUUGUACAGGAAUUUCACAAAGCUUACUUAGCAACGCUACCGCAACAAAUCGCCGUCUUUUUGAAUAACUGUCUUUAUAUGGCCUAUAAUUUGGAUAAAUGGGAUAAAUCAUAUUCCAAACAGUUGGAGACUGUUCUGGAAGUCGGCAAUUUUACAAUGGAAGCAAAAAUAAUUUCGGCACAAGGUCGAGAAGUAUUCAAUAAGUACAUCGUAGCCCAAGUGAAACAGAUAAACGAGAUAAUGGAUGGAGCCGAACUCGAUGUCCUUGCUCUAGAAAAAUUAAGCCCCAAAACAGAGAAGUGUAUACGACAGUGUUUGAGACAACAGGAACUCCUUCGAACCGUUUGGCAUAAAGUGCUUUCGUACGAAAUAUAUAACAAGAACAUUGGAAUUAUUGUAAAUGCUUUAUGCAAACAUCUCAUUACCGCUAUAAUCAAAUUCGAAGACAUUCAAGCAAACGUAUCAGAGAAGCUGAUCGAUGUAAUAAAGUUGAUUCUAACCAGAGCUCCCAAGCUAUUUAUCGAUGCGAAUGAAAUUACACUGUAUGUACCUCUAUGGUAUAAACUAAACGAGCUUACUUUUGUACUAAAUUCAAAUUUGGUAGACAUUAACGAUAGGUGGGCAAGUGGGAAAGGACCUCUGGCUUUACAAUUUGAACCAACUGAACUGAGAGGACUUGUUAAAGCGCUGUUUCAAAAUACAGACAGGAGGGCGACGGUUCUAGCUAGAAUUUGUUAGCUGAAUUUAAGCGGAUAUGUAUUUUUGGUUGUUGGAUGAGUAUUUCUAAAUAUGUUAAGUUUCCAAUUUCUCGUAUUACAUUUAUUAAUAUAAUUAAAUACAAAUGUUUUAAAACGUUCAGUUUUUCUGUGAUUGGUAUCAAUAGUAAUUUGGGUUGUAACUUGACAUGUUGUUCAUAGGAAAGUUAUUGAUAUAUUUUUCUAUUCAGUCGCUUUAGAAAUAUGUACCUAUUAAAAGUGUUUGUAACUGUU